AUGGUCGGCGUGUCGAGGGGUAUAGCGCACCACUCCAACCGGCACAGGCCGUCGAAGUCCGCCACAGGCGGCAUGGCGGACGGCAGCGACUCUGAGAGUGCGAGGCGGCUCGCGGGCGGCAGCAGACACGGCAGCAGAGGGAACCUGGCUGCGCUCGCCGGCGCACGGGCCCGGCAGCGCCAGGGCGGGCUCCUCCACGACGUCCCCCUCGUCCUGCCGCUCCUCCACAUCAUCGUCGUGCUGUUCAAGCACUUUGUGGCGUUCGUUUUCCUGCUUCCGUGCUUCGUGUCGGACUGGAGGUCGUGGGUCGGGCUGGCGAGCGGCCCUCAGCGACGCAGGCCAGACGGCCGCGGCGCGAAGCUCAAGGACAGCUCGGAGGAGAACAACGAAGUCGAGCUCCUCCUCCGGCGCCGCGGGCUCAAGCGCGUCGGCGGCAGCUCGCCGGCGCUCCAACUCCACACCAAGCCUGAGGAUACCAUCGUGUAUCUCGCGCCCGACGAAGAGCACCCGCCCGAACUGGACCAGCCGUCGGCGAUCCUCACGGCCGACCACGUGCACGCGCUCGCCGCGGCGCUCCCGGCGCGCCACCGGCUGCACCGCUGGUCGCUGACGUUCUCGACGCACCACCACGGCUUCUCCCUAGGGACGCUGUACCGCAGGUCGCCGGAGCACGGGCCGUGCGUGCUCGUCGUCCAGGACAUGCCGGGCCACGUCUUCGGCGCCUACUGCUCGGAAGCCUGGCACGUGCGGCCGCGGUACUUCGGCACGGGCGAGACGUUCGUCUUCCAGCUGGAGCCAAAGCAAAUCGCGUUCAAGUGGCAGCAGAAGACAGGCAAGCGCAAGGUUCCGAACGAGUUCUUCCAGCUCGCGUUCGCGGAGUCGCUCGCGCUGGGCGGGUCCCCCGCGUUUGCGCUGUGGCUGGACAGCGACCUGCGCGAGGGGCACUCGAACAACUGCGGAACGUUCGGAUCGCCGUGCCUCGCGAGCAGCGCGGAGUUCGCGGUGCGCGCGGUCGAGCUGUGGCGCGUGGAGGAGCCGGGCAAGCAAAAUCACUACGUGCCGCACACGCACCCGCACGGGGUGGUGGGGUCCCCGGGGGGGCCGAUGGGGAUGGCGGGGGGCGGCGCUGACGCUGCUGGGGGCGGCGAGGGGGCGUUCGGGAGCGAGGGAGACUUGCCUGGAGUGCCGCUGUCAGGGGCUGCGCAAUAG
Messenger RNA from Pedinophyceae sp. YPF-701, 1209 nucleotides. The record is from the annotation of a GenBank genome assembly. NCBI's taxonomy places the organism in Eukaryota, Viridiplantae, Chlorophyta, Pedinophyceae.